AUGGCACCUCCAGCGCCAGUAUUUAACUUGAGUGAUAUCCAAUUGCAAUAUGACUCACAACUAAGGGAUCCUUCGAAUUACAAGUGCCAUCUUAUGUCUUUAACACAGCAUGAAUGUACAUUUAAAGUACAUCCUGAAAAUAGAGAAAUACCACCUGAGAUAAUAUGUUUGCCAUUUAAAAGACUUUUCCAGCGUUGUCUUGUACAGCUGAUAGUUCAGGAAGAAGGCAAAAAAGCAAAGACAGAGAAAUGGAUCAACAUCGAAAUAACUGAUGCGGAUACCAAUAGGAUUAUGAGUGACGGAAGAAAAUAUGGAAGGGAGGUCCGGGACUUUUUGAGUGCUGACGAGGAAUUGAAGAAAUUAUUAGAGUCAGAUAUGAAAGACGCUUAA
This is a messenger RNA of Priceomyces carsonii, 390 nucleotides long. RefSeq lists its product as uncharacterized. The transcript has a single exon. Lineage: Eukaryota; Fungi; Ascomycota; Pichiomycetes; Serinales; Debaryomycetaceae. Bases 1 to 390 code for a protein of 129 amino acids. The record is from RefSeq and is a predicted model, not a curated record. Gene Ontology annotation, cellular component: mitochondrial inner membrane peptidase complex.